This is a messenger RNA of Temnothorax curvispinosus, 390 nucleotides long. RefSeq names its product forkhead box protein P2-like. The transcript has a single exon. Lineage: Eukaryota; Metazoa; Arthropoda; Insecta; Hymenoptera; Formicidae. Bases 1 to 390 code for a protein of 129 amino acids. The record is from RefSeq and is a predicted model, not a curated record.
AUGACUGAUUUAAAGUUUUAUCUCCAAUCAUCCCAUCAUCAUCACAUAAUUCAGAAACAGGAACAGGGGCAGGAACAGGAACAGGGACAAACACAGGAGGAACAGUGGCAGGAACAGGAACAGGGGCAAAAACAGGAGAAACAGUGGCAAAAACAGAAGGAACAAUGGCAGGAACAGGAACAGGGGCAGGAACAGGAACAAGAACAGGAACAGCAGCAGUUGCUGAACAAGAACUUUUCAAAAAACUUUUUGAACACGAAUUUUUAUUCAUUUUUUAAAUAUGUAAAUCGCUUGACGGCUCUUGUCACUCUUGUCACUCUUGAAACUGCAGCAAAUCCGAACAAGCAAAUAAAGCUUUUAGGACGUGUUGCGCGUUUACACCGCAAAUGA